Molecule: messenger RNA, 1214 nt
Organism: Caenorhabditis elegans
Lineage: Eukaryota; Metazoa; Nematoda; Chromadorea; Rhabditida; Rhabditidae
Gene: C23H3.2
Product: DUF3810 domain-containing protein
Exons: 8
Coding region: 3-1052 (349 amino acids)
Source: RefSeq, marked reviewed
CAAUGAUCAACUCUACAGUGCUAACAGACAGUCCGAAAUCGAAUCGAUCAAGCCAAGCAGUGAUUGACGCCAAGUCCGAUUCUUCAGAGAAAGGAAGUGAAUCACCCAAAAGUCUACGCGAUUAUCAUAGAGGAGGUUCUGGAAGUUUGACUGGAGGCGGUGCAAUUGUCCUAACAAAUAACAAACCGGAUAUGAAGAAGUACAAACAAAAGUUGGAUAACAGGCUUGGAAUCGUACUGCUCAUGUGUCUCAUCACAAUGUUUGUUAUUUUAGGAAUUUACGGAACAAUGCAUUCGUCAGUUCACGAUGAACUUACCACAUACGUUAACAGAACUCAUCAAAUAGCCAGUGAACUUAAAAAUGCGAUGGACGAAAACUAUCCAAAAGAGAAUCAGACUAACGUGGACAAACAUGGAAGAGUCUGGAUGACUGUAGAAGAACUCGAGGAUUAUGCGUAUCUUAUUGACAAGACUAAUUCAACAGUGUGGAACUUAUUCUUCUGGAAUUUGAUUUUGUCAAUUUUCCUCUUCCCAAUUGUUCUGGCUAUUCACAUGGGAUGGAUUGCUGGCAAUGGAGCGAAGUUCGCCUACAGAAUAGUUCUUCUCAUUGGCCUCUUGUUUUGUAUUGCUCAAUUUUUGUAUCUUGUGCACCCAAUUUUCUGGGGAGCCGUCCGUUUCCCAGGAAUGCUUGACCGAUUGUUCCUCGAGGCUUAUCCUCGUGAUCAAUACCAAAUUGACAGUAUCCAAAAAAGAUUCGCUUGUGAGUUCAAACCACACGAAACAUUGGUUCAGUUAGACCUGCAACAACCUUGCAUCCCAAAAAUGAAGAAUUCCUUAUUGCCGACUUAUUCUACACUUUUGCUCAUUUUCAUCGACCUGUUUCCAUUUUUGUUUGGCGCUUUCAUCUACGCGUGGAGUGCCUGGAUUAAGAAUAGCCAAGUCGUCAGAACAGCUAGACAGCGGGUUGAGUUGAAUAACUCAAGAAGAGUGCCAUUCCCGACACAAAAUAUUUAUUCACCACCGGAGCGCAACGUUAAGUUGGUGGAAGUUUAAGCCUACACACCCACACACAAAACCACUGUCACAAUUUCAGUUUAUAAUGUCUUUUUGCAUACUCUUUAUUUCAUCUUUAUUUUGAUUUUCCUUCGUUCAGUGCCUAUUUUUCAUGAUUUACGCGGUAGCAUCACUUUCACCAAGCCAUAAUAAAUGUAAUUU